Neohortaea acidophila is the source of this 1007-nucleotide messenger RNA. RefSeq lists its product as uncharacterized. The coding region runs from base 248 to 922 and encodes 224 amino acids. The record is from RefSeq and is a predicted model, not a curated record. NCBI's taxonomy places the organism in Eukaryota, Fungi, Ascomycota, Dothideomycetes, Mycosphaerellales, Teratosphaeriaceae. The transcript is spliced from 2 exons.
CCCCUUCACCUCUUUCAUUUGCUCCCACAGAAUCUUGGUGCUGCCAUAUUAUUUACACUAUACGCAUCAUCGAUCGUCUAUUUUCGCCCCCAAGACCCGGCAUCCUGCUUCCGUCGAGGUGCGUAGGCGCGUGAAAGCACUGGAUGCAAGCAAUUCAUAGCGGCUUGGUCAAGUCUGGGUACCAACAACGCCGUCAAACUCUUUCGCCUCACCAACUUCCAGGUUUUCUUUGCGCGCCUCGGCAAGCAUGACACUUUCUCACCGGCCUAUGAGCGAGCUGCGACCAACAAAGACAUCUCGUAUCUCGUCUCCGCUUCGUCGUAUUUCCGGUCUCGGGGCAAUCUCAGUCCGCGUGUAUUGUGGCUCAUGCAAUAUCAUCUACGACCUCAGCCCUCCAUUAGCCUGCUAUGAAGCACUCGCUAUAGGAAGAAUAAGCAUGAUGCCGCCAGCCAAUCAAACUGGCUCCGCCCAAGUGCGCCGCCUGAACGUCAAACAUCUGCCAAGAAGCUUAUCAAGCAAGACAAGCAUCAGGUCCUCCAUCUGCGCCAUGGAUACAAACGUCUUCUCUACACAACUACUCAAUCUGACAUGCUCCAAAUCGCUUUUUCAAACCACCCGGCAGAAUGCACCAAUAUGUCUGAAACACCGCGACGUGACCCCGGAUUGUCUAAAGACGAUCGCAUCUUCCCCCUUCAGCUCUAGCGGGAAACCUAAGCGGCGCAUCACCCUCGUUAGAGCCCUCAGCCCUGUAGAUCAAACUCACCGAGCACCACACUUUUCCGCAGUCGGUGAGCUACUGGCCUCCCCCGGCUUAUCUUCUCAGCCUGCUGUCCUGCAUGAGCCUCGAUACUUCGAAAAACGAAACUCAAAUCAUGGGGUAGGCGCCCGCGCCACUUCGUCAAUAGGUACUGCGUCUGCCUGAUCAACAGUCACAAGGCUCUCAGAAUCCCAUUCCCCGCUAACGAAUUGCGCACGCCUCCACCUCCGUCAUAUCUCGGUGCGCGCCC